Molecule: messenger RNA, 4373 nt
Organism: Daphnia pulex (common water flea)
Lineage: Eukaryota; Metazoa; Arthropoda; Branchiopoda; Diplostraca; Daphniidae
Exons: 12
Coding region: 12-4373 (1453 amino acids)
Cellular component (GO): membrane
Molecular function (GO): acyltransferase activity, transferring groups other than amino-acyl groups; glutamate-gated receptor activity
Source: RefSeq, a predicted model, not a curated record
GAAGAGUUGCGAUGACUAAAACUAUUCAUUACGUGGGUCUCACCGUUCUGGUGCUAGCCUUGUUUGCAAAUCCUUCAUCUCCGUUGGAAGGAAAUCAACUGUUCAAUUUGAUCCUAACGCUGAAAAAUCCCGUCUGUCCGAGUAUCGUUGUCAUUUUUGACCAACUCUCCUGGGACGAAGAGCUGGAGGACCUGUCGGAGGAAUUAUUCCAACUUAGCUACUCGAAUCCAAUCAUUUUACUUUCUAGCAAUCAAAGUGUUUUACAAGACUGCGCAAGGAGCAAAAGCAAAUGGAAUAACUUGGGAGCCAUCGCUUGCAGUAACGUCAUCAUUUUCAGUCGUCAUCCGGAGGAACUAGGGCGGAUUCACCAUCAGCUGACCGACUGCAUCUACGCCUCUCAAAUAGUUAUCGUAGCCGAGAUGGCGCCCAAUUGGGCCGAUCUCUGGUUGACAAAGAUGAAGAGCGAAAUCAUCGUCCUGAUCCUUCGGGAACGUCACAAAGGUCUCAGAGAAAUUCGUCACUGGAUGAUCAACAACGAAAUCAAUCGGGUCAAACUCUUGCGCAAAUCGAAUGUCAGCAGGAAAGAGUUGGGAUUUGAAACUAAUAGAAAUCUGAUGGGCCGUAAUUUAAAAGUGGCAACUUUGAAUUUCCCGCCGGUUGUGUUCAUCAGCAACCAGUCGAUCUACGGCAUCGAGCCUUCGCUCAUGGAAGUUCUGGCCAGCGAUUUGAACUUCACUUUCGACUAUUUCCCCGUGUCGCCCAACGAAAUGUGGGGCUCCGUCUCCGGAGAAGGUGAGAACCUAACGGCCACGGGCCUUUUGGGUGCGCUGAUGAAGAAAGAGGCCGAUGUGGCGCUGGGCAAUCUGUACAUGGACUACACCCGUCUAUCCAUCAUCGGAUUCAGCUCGUAUUACAAGAUUUCCGAAGAGUGUUUCUCGGUGCCGGCCACUCGCCCUUAUCCCAAAUGGACGGCCUUGUAUUAUCCGUUCUCCAACCAAGUGUGGAUCGCCACCAUCUUGUCCAUCUUCUUCGUCAUUUUGACGCUGCGUCUGGUAGCCCAAUGGUCGAUCGAGUCGUCGGUGGUCGACGCUUAUUAUCACGACCCAGUUUUAUGUUUCUUGACCGUCUGGGGCCAUUUGUUCGGACUCCAACAGGCCCAGGAAAUUCGAUCGAUGGCCAAUCGGAUUUUUCUCGUUUGGUGGCUGUUCGGCGCUCUGAUUCUGUCGACCGGCUACCGAUCGGGAUUGAUUUCUUUCAUGACAUUUCCAUUCACCCCUGCGCCCAUCAACACGAUCGAGCAGCUGGUGGCCAGUCCCAUCCGGAAAAUCAUUUACGACCCGUUGAUGAAGGAGAUCCUGAUGAAAUCGGACAAUGCGCUGCAGAGGCAACUGGGCAGCCAAGUCGUCACCAACGACAAUUUGACUUACAUGUUCUCGCUGAUGGAUUCCGGCGACUGGGCGGUGGAUGCCAACCUGGACAACCUGCGCUACGUGAUAGCUACCCAGUACCCGAUGACCCAGGAUGGACCUCGAGUCCACCUGAUGAGCGAGUGCGUUUUCUCGAUGAGGGCCGCUCUGGGCCUGCAGAAAGAGUCGCCGUUGAAGCUCUACUUUGACCGGGAAAUUCAAAGAGUCAUCGAAGCCGGUCUGGUCGAAUACCACCGGUCCAGGUUCGCUAAAAAGGCCGUCACCUGGAACCCCAAAACGUCCAAGAAAAAGAUGGUCGCCUUCUCUUUGGACAGCCUCCAAGGAGCUUUUUAUUCCUUUGCCAUUUUUGUGUUAUUAUCCACUCUGGCGUUCGUUGGCGAAUUGAUUCACGCAUGGAUCAAGACUCGAUUUCUAAAAACCUCGACCGUUUAUAAAAACGGUAGCCGCAUCUCAUAUUUAGCACAAUUCAGCUGGCCAAGUGGAAGAGGGCAGUCCAGCUACUGCUGCGCACAAAACUAUUCCGCUAAAAUGAUGAACUAUUGUAGUUCCCAGUACUUUUUCUUUAGUGCAUUUCUGUUAUCCCUGACAUUAAUCAUGUGCAAUGGCCAAAUGUUGUUGGGCGUCCAACAACUAGCCCGUCAGCGGAUGCAGCAACAAUCGUGGUCGGAUUUGAUUGCGAGAGAAACGGAAGGUGAUUACGUCAUUCCAGGUACUACUACCCCAGACAUCAGAGAACAACUCGUCGAACUGCUCGGCAAAUUAAAAACUUCUUUGCUCCCGAUGGCCACUUCGGAUGGAUUCAACAUCAGUCAGCAGUGCAUCGAAGACAGUUUGUUCUACGUCGAAAGUCUCACGCUCAACAGGAGCAACUGGGCUCUGCAAAUGUUGGAGUCAUCCGCUCAGUUUCCCGCCGGAAUCUUCGGAGCUGGCAAUUAUCACGCCGAGGGUUUGUUCGACGAGUGUCUGGCAGUCCGUGCAGAGUCCAACAGAUACAGGGGCCGGUAUUGCACCAUCUUCUUCAAACUGGAACCCGUUACAGGAUCGGAAAUCCUUGUAAACGACCAGCUGUACGAACGAAACGACACAUCAUCUACAUUUGAAAUUUUCAAUCAGCUGUUGGGGUCGUCGAAUCAUAGUCGAAAUCGAGUGGAGCCUAGACUGUCAGGCUCGGACGCCAUGGCGUUUAUCUUGCCCAGUUUGAGUCUCUGCAUUCCGUCGUCCUGCAGCGCUUCCGAUCUUGGCCAGUCGGUGGCUGAGAUAGUCGGGAGUUACGUCAUCGGGAACCAGUCGAUCGUCACUAUCGCCGAUGAGAAUUAUUGCUACACCGAGGACAAUUCACCUAUUAAAUUCGACGGUCCCGACAUCGCUGUCAUGGUCACGUUGAGUGUCAUUGGAUUGGCGGUUUUGAUGGCCACUUUGCACGAUUCUUGGCGGACGUACCGCGGCGUUGCCGUGACAGGCAACAAGGCCGUGAGUGUCCUGCAUUGCUUCUCGGCUCUGAGCAACGGCCGGAAGAUUUUAUCGCUCAAAUCGUCGAGCUCCUCCGGUUCGGAUAAUUUAUCUUGUCUCCACGGAAUCAGAUUCUUAUCCACCUGCUGGGUGGUCUUGGGACACACUUGGCUUAAAAGUGCCAUAGGGAAUGUUGUGAAUCCCAAUAUGCUGGCCCAGGAUGCUAUGAGCUGGGAAAUGGAAACUAUUGUUAACGCCACUGUUUCGGUCGACACCUUUUUCCUGAUGAGUGGCCUGCUCGUUUCUUAUCUUCUGCUCCGGGAACUGGAUCGCAGCGCAGGCAAAUUCAACGUCGCACUUUUCUACCUCCAUCGAUACUUGAGGUUGACUCCCGUUUACGCCGUGAUUUUGGGUUACAUCGCCACUCUGAUGAUUUACCUUGGCACGGGUCCCAACUGGUACAAUGUCGUCAUGGCAUCCGAUGGAUGUCGAGUUACCUGGUGGAAGCAAUUCCUUUACAUUAACAAUCUCUUUCCAAACGAUAUGAACUCCCAGUGUAUGGGAGAGACCUGGUAUCUGGCAGUCGACAUGCAAUUAUUCCUCGUUGCACCGCUCAUCAUUUACCCGUUGUGGCGAUGGAAAAAGUCCGGAAUCAUUUUAUUAUCCGCAUUCACGCUAGCCACUGUGGCCGCUAAUUUUGCGGUCUACGCCCUGUACAACUUCCCACCAUCUCUGAUGGCAACUCGAAUACAAGAAAUGAUGAAAUUCACCACAGAUUACAUGGAUAAUUACUAUUUCAAACCGUGGACCCGAGCCCCGCCUUACCUGAUCGGCAUCUGGACUGGCUGGUUCCUCCAUCGUGUCAAACAAUCUAAAUUGCGCAUAUCUCCGUGGAUAGUAGCCUUAUUCUGGACGCUGUCAGCUGUCAUCGCCGCUUCCAUCAUUUACGGAUUAACUCCGUACGUGAACGAAGAGCUGGUUCCAACCAUCAACUGGGCCGUCAAAAUGACGUAUGGACCCCUUCACAGAACUGCUUGGGCCCUGGUUCUGGGCUGGAUUAUUGUCGCCUGUAUCCAUGGCUACGGAGGAUUUGUUAAUCGAUUCCUGUCUUGGCGAGGUUUCCUGCCGUUGAGUCGAUUGACGUACUGCGUCUACCUCAUCCACUACGACUACCUGAACGUGUUUUAUUCUCUGAGUCGUAAGAUGAUCUAUUACACGUUCGUCGAUCAGUUGACAACGUUUUUCGGCAUCACCGUCACCGUUUUCGGGCUGGCCUUCGUUGUGUCCGUCUGUGUUGAGGCCCCGUUUAUUAAUCUGGAGCUAUGGCUGUUUAUGAUUUCAACCAAGACCGCUCAAACAAAACUGCCGGAUGAAACAAAACCCAAUAAAACGAGUGAAGAGGAACUGAACGCUAGCAAUGGUGGCGAAAUCAACGCUGCUUUCAACUCAGAGGAGAGUUCGCUAGAGUCUGACGUACGAUGUGGCACGAAACUGUAA